UUUGAGGAUAAAUGGGCCUAACAUAUAUAGACGUCUGAAGCUCGCUCUCUUUACCGGAGAUUUCCCGAAGCAGAGGAAAUGGGUUUGCAAUGGUGUGUGAGCGGGACGACCUUACAAACCCUGAAGCUCGCUUCAAUUCCGACAUUGUCUUCUUCGCGCUUCGCACAGCCGAAAACCCUAACCCUAGACUUGUUCUUCCAUUCCCGCAUUGCCCGUGCUCGGAGGCCCCCAUUUCCAGUCCUCGCCAGAGCUCUCUCGGCCCCGGCCAUGGCCUUCCAGACCGCGACGCCUCCAGGGGAAAAGGUUGCGAAACCUCAGUGGAAAGCAGCGAUAGAUUUCAAGUGGAUAAGGGAGAACAAGGAUGCGAUUGCUGCCAACAUAAAGAACAGGAACUCCAUUGCUAAUUUGGAAGCUGUGCUUCAACUCUAUGACCAAAUGUCCAAUCUUCAAAAGGAAGUUGAGCGGCUUCGGGGAGAAAGGAAUGUGGUGGCAAACAAGAUGAAAGGGAAACUAGAACCAUCCGAGCGUCAGAGACUCAUAGAGGAAGGAAAGAAUCUGAAGGAAGGACUUGUUACCUUGGAAGAAGACCUGCUUAAACUUACUGACGAGCUUCAGCAGGAAGCGCAGUGUAUUCCAAAUAUAACUCAUCCUGAUGUUCCGAUUGGAGGAGAGGACUGUUCUGUGAUAAGAAAGACGGUUGGUAACCCACCCCAGUUUAGCUUCCCUGUCAAGGAUCACCUUCAACUGGGGAAGGAACUUGAUCUUUUUGAUUUCGAUGCUGCUGCUGAGGUCAGUGGAUCAAAAUUCUACUACCUGAAGAAUGAAGCAGUUAUGUUAGAAAUGGCCCUUAUUAAUUGGACACUCUCAGAAGUCAUGAAGAAGGGCUUCACACCUUUGACAACUCCAGAGAUCGUAAGGUCUUCUGUUGUUGAAAAAUGUGGUUUCCAACCUCGUGGAGCAAAUACCCAGGUUUAUUCUAUUGAAAAUAGUGACCAGUGCCUCAUUGGCACUGCAGAGAUUCCAGUGGGGGGAAUUCAUAUGGAUUCUAUGCUUGCUGAGUCAUUGUUACCGUUGAAGUAUGCGGCAUUUUCCCAUUGCUUCAGAACUGAAGCUGGUGCUGCAGGCACAGCAACAAGGGGGCUAUAUCGAGUCCACCAGUUCAGCAAGGUGGAGAUGUUUAUCUUUUGCCGACCAGAGGAGAGCGAAUCCUAUCAUGAGGAGCUGAUUAAAAUUGAAGAAGACCUCUUUGCAUCACUUGGACUGCACUAUAAAACUUUGGAUAUGGCAUCAGGGGAUUUAGGUGCACCUGCUUAUCGUAAAUUUGACGUGGAGGCAUGGAUGCCUGGUUUAGAACGAUUUGGCGAGAUAUCAAGUGCAUCAAAUUGUACAGACUAUCAAAGUCGACGACUGGGAAUCCGGUAUCGCCCAUCAGAACCGUCAUCGAAUAUCCCUAAAAGGGGUAAAGGAAACCUUGCUCCGCCAAAGUUUGUUCACACAUUAAAUGCGACUGCCUGUGCAGUGCCACGGAUGAUUGUUUGCUUGCUUGAGAAUUACCAGCAAGAAGACGGCUCUGUUAUUAUCCCUGAGCCAUUGAGGCCCUUCAUGGGUGGGCUUGGGAUUAUAGCUCCUAAAUCCGGAUAGGAUGAUGGAAAGGUUAUUUUUUGAUUCAUGUAUUGUAGUUGUAGGAUCGUCUUUUGCUGGUAACUUUUGCGAGUUAACAAAUGUAGCCAGUAAAAAGAGAAAAUAUAAAGUGACAAAAAGAAAAGAAAAGAAGAGAAUCCUCCUUUUCGGAA
Messenger RNA from Alnus glutinosa, 1793 nucleotides. Its product is annotated as serine--tRNA ligase, chloroplastic/mitochondrial. The transcript has 10 exons. Gene Ontology annotation, biological process: mitochondrial seryl-tRNA aminoacylation. Lineage: Eukaryota; Viridiplantae; Streptophyta; Magnoliopsida; Fagales; Betulaceae. The coding region runs from base 79 to 1641 and encodes 520 amino acids. Gene Ontology annotation, cellular component: mitochondrion. The record is from RefSeq and is a predicted model, not a curated record. Gene Ontology annotation, molecular function: tRNA binding; serine-tRNA ligase activity; ATP binding.